This is a messenger RNA of Hippopotamus amphibius kiboko, 7588 nucleotides long. RefSeq names its product BOC cell adhesion associated, oncogene regulated (gene BOC). Bases 573 to 3998 code for a protein of 1141 amino acids. Lineage: Eukaryota; Metazoa; Chordata; Mammalia; Artiodactyla; Hippopotamidae. The transcript has 22 exons. The record is from RefSeq and is a predicted model, not a curated record. Gene Ontology annotation, molecular function: protein binding. Gene Ontology annotation, biological process: axon guidance; nervous system development; cell-cell adhesion. Gene Ontology annotation, cellular component: axon; plasma membrane.
UCCCGUUUUGUGUGUCCCUGGGUGUCACUGUGCGGGUCGUGUGUCCUUGCGGCGCCGGGCUGUGUGGCUCUCUCCGCGCCCACCGCGUCGGCCCCCGGGCCCCGGCUCGCCCUUCCCAGGAGCCGGCUGCACCGGAGGCCCAGAACAGGCUUCCUGGAACCCAUGACCCAUGAAGUCCUGUCAACAUUCACACCAUCUGAGGGUAUCAGUGAUGAAGUAGAAGAAGCAGGGACAAGUAAAAGUUGUGGGGCUCUCCAGUUGCCCAGGAACCUCCCUGGCUGCCAAGAGGGGGCUGUCAUACAGGAUGGGAGCUGCAGGACAAGUGGCUUAAAGAGACUGCUGUGGAGAAACUGGGCUGGAGCGUGUGCUGGUGAUCCAGCUCAUGCAGGCAGGGCCAGGCCGUGGAGCUGCCCUUCUCAAGUCCCAUGAGGAGGCUGAAGCAGUCAGGACGGAGUCACGUCUGAUGAGAAGUCAACAGAGUGUAGCAGGGGAUUGCUGUACCUCUUUGAGUGACUCUGGUGGCUUAUGGGACGCUGGCUUUGGACCCUUUGUGACACACCACGCCGCGUGGGAUGAUGGUGAUGCAGAGAGGAAAGAGGCCCGAGGUCACACUCGCUUGCCUCCUCUUGGCCACGGUGGGCUGCUUCGCGGACCUAAGCGAGGUCCCUCAGGUCACCGUCCAGCCUUCUUCCACCGUCCAGAAGCUGGGAGGCACCGUGAUCCUGGGCUGCGUGGUGGAGCCCCCCUGGAUGAACACCACCUGGCGCCUGAACGGGAAGGAGCUGAGCGGCUCGGAUGACGCCCUGGGCGUCCUCAUCACCCACGGGACCCUGGUCAUCACUGCCCUCAACAACCACACUGUGGGACGGUACCAGUGUGUGGCCCGGAUGCCUGCAGGGGCCGUGGCCAGCGUGCCAGCCACCGUGACACUAGCCAAUCUCCAGGAUUUCAAGUUAGAUGUGCAGCAUGUGAUUGAAGUGGAUGAGGGGAACACGGCGGUCAUUGCCUGCCACCUUCCCGAGAGCCACCCAAAAGCCCAGGUCCGAUACAGCGUCAAACAGGAGUGGCUGGAGGCCUCCAGAGAUAACUACCUGAUCAUGCCAUCGGGGAACCUCCAGAUCGUGAACGCCAGCCAGGAGGACGAGGGCAUGUACAAGUGUGCCGCCUACAACCCGGUGACGCAGGAAGUGAAAACCUCCGGCUCUGGCGACAGGCUGCGCGUGCGCCGCUCCACCGCUGAGGCCGCCCGCAUCAUCUACCCGCCGGAGGCCCAGACCAUCGUUGUCACCAAAGGCCAGAGUCUCAUCCUGGAGUGUGUGGCCAGUGGGAUCCCACCCCCAAGGGUCACCUGGGCCAAGGACGGGUCCAGUGUCGCCAGCUACAACAAGACGCGUUUCCUGCUGAGCAACCUCCUCAUCGACACCACCAGCGAGGAGGACUCGGGGACCUACCGCUGCAUGGCUGACAAUGGGGUUGGGGAUCCCGGGGCCGCGGUCAUCCUCUACAGCGUCCAGGUGUUCGAACCCCCCGAGGUCACCGUGGAGCUGUCCCAGCUGGUCGUCCCUUGGGGCCAGAGCGCCAAGCUCACCUGUGAGGUGCGCGGGAACCCCCCGCCCUCCGUGCUGUGGCUGAGGAACGCUGUGCCCCUCGCCUCCAGCCAGCGCCUCCGACUGUCCCCGAGGGCCCUGCGGGUGGUCCGCGUGGGGCCCGAGGACGAAGGCGUCUACCAGUGCAUGGCCGAGAAUGAAGUCGGGAGUGCCCAUGCCGUGGUCCAGCUGAGGACCGCCAGGCCAGGCACCACCCUGAGGCCAGGGCGGGAUGCGAAGCCGGCCACUGCCCCACCUCCCGCGCCUCCGUCCAGACCCGGCAGCCCCGACCAGCUGUCGAAGGGCCCCCCGGGGCUGCUGAGGCCCCCGGCGUCAGCGCAGCCAGCGCCCCCGCGGUGCCCCGGGGAGCAGGGCCAGGUGGCUGCUGCUGAGGCGCCUGUCAUCCUCAGCUCGCCCCGCACCUCCAAGACUGACUCGUACGAGCUGGUGUGGCGGCCGCGGCACGAGGGCGGCAGCCGGGCGCCGAUCCUCUACUACGUGGUCAAACACCGCAAGCAGGUCACAAACUCUUCUGACGAUUGGACCACCUCUGGCAUUCCAGCCAGCCAGCACCGCCUGACCCUCACCAGACUCGACCCUGGGAGCCUGUACGAAGUGGAGAUGGCAGCCUACAACUGUGCAGGCGAAGGCCAGACGGCCAUGGUCACCUUCCGAACUGGACGGCGGCCCAAACCUGAAAUCAUAGCCAGCAAGGAGCACCAGAUCCAGCGAGAUGACCCUGGAGCCAGCCCCCAGAGCAGCAGCCAGCCAGACCAUGGCCGCCUGUCCCGUAAGCCCCCCGCCGCCCAAGGGUUGGGGGGACGCGCAGUCAGAACUAGAACCAGCACCACCGCCUCAGAAGGCUCACUGCUGCAGGCCCCAGAAGCUCCAGACAGGCCCACUAUCUCCAUGGCCUCGGAGACCUCGGUAUACGUGACCUGGAUUCCCCGCGGGAACGGCGGCUUCCCCAUCCAGUCCUUCCGUGUGGAGUACAAGAAGCUGAAGAAGGUGGGGGACUGGAUUCUGGCCACCAGCGCCAUCCCUCCCUCCCGGCUCUCGGUGGAGAUCACAGGCCUGGAGAAAGGCACCUCCUACAAGUUCCGAGUCCGGGCUCUGAACAUGCUCGGGGAGAGCGAGCCCAGCGCCCCCUCCCGGCCCUACGUGGUGUCAGGCUACAGCGGCCGUGUGUACGAGAGGCCCGUGGCAGGCCCUUACAUCACCUUCACCGACGCCGUCAACGAGACCACCAUCAUGCUGAAGUGGAUGUAUAUUCCAGCAAGUAACAACAACACCCCAAUCCAUGGCUUCUAUAUCUACUACCGGCCCACGGACAGUGACAACGACAGCGACUACAAGAAGGACGUGGUGGAAGGGGAUAGAUACUGGCACUCCAUCAGCCACCUGCAGCCAGAGACCUCCUACGACAUUAAGAUGCAGUGCUUCAACGAAGGAGGGGAGAGCGAGUUCAGCAAUGUGAUGAUCUGUGAAACCAAAGCUCGGAAGUCUUCUGGUCAUCCCGGUCGACUCCCACCGCCAACGCUGGCGCCGCCUCAGCCACCAGCCCCUGAAACCAUCGAGCGGCCGGUGGGCACGGGGGCCGUGCUGGCCCGCUCCAGCGACCUGCCCUACCUGAUCGUCGGGGUCGUCCUGGGCUCCAUCGUCCUCAUCAUCGUUGCCUUCAUCCCCUUCUGCUUGUGGAGGGCCUGGUCUAAGCAAAAACAUACAACAGACCUGGGUUUUCCUCGAAGUGCCCUUCUGUCCUCCUCCUGCCAAUACACUAUGGUACCGCUGGGAGGGCUCCCAGGCCACCGAGCCAGCGGGCAGCCCUACCUCAGUGGCACCCGUGGACGGGCCUGUGCCGAUGGGGUGCAUGGGAACAGGGCCUGCCCCGCCGCUGCCCUGGGCUGCCCGGGCGUGAAGCCUCAGCAGCGCUGCCCGGGGGAGCUUCAGCAGCAGGGGGGCACCAGCAGCGUGCUGAGCCAGACCGUUCUUGGCGGCGGAUGUGACCCCCACGGUCACCAGAGUCCCAGGGUUCCCAAGCCUAACCCGGACGAAGGCUCGUUCUUAUACACGCUGCCCGUUGACCCCGCUCACCAGCUGCUCCAGCCUCGCCAGGACUUCCGCCGCCUCCAGGAACAGCCUGCAGCCACGGGCCAGCCCGGCGUGAGGAGUGUGCCCCCGAGCCCUGGGCCGGAAGCCACCUGGGACCCUCUUUUUCACCCAGGGCCCCCGUGCUGCUUGGGCCUCGUACCGGUUGAAGAGGUGGACAGUCCUGACUCCUGCCCCGCGGGUAGGGGAGACUGGUGUCCCCAGCACCCCGUGGGGGCCUACGGAGGGCAGGAACUUGGGAUGAGGCUCUCCCCCAGCCCACCGGUGCACGUGUCUUUUGAAACACCACCUCCUACAAUUUAGGCAGAAGCUGACAGCCCGGAAAGACUAUAUAUUGUUUUUUUUUUUAAAAAAAGAGAGAGGAAAUUGGUAUUUAUUUUUCUAUAAUAGCCAUAUUUAUAUAUUUAUGCACUUGUAAAUAAAUGUAUAUGUUUUUAUAAUUCUGGAGAGACAUAGGGAGUCCUCCCCAGUGAGGUCUGAGAUGGAAAACAAAGGAGCUGCAACGUAACAGGAGUCAACGGGGAAAGAUCAGCCCAGCCUGAGGAGGCAGCCCUUCCCUUAGGCCCUCGGCCGCUGCCCAGCAGGCUGCAGGAGGCCCGCAGAGAAGCCCGUGGCAGGAAGACUCCCAGGCACACCGUCCUCAAUGACCGUGAGAGGAAAGCCAGGGCCACGGGAUCCGUGGCCGGAGCCACCCGGGACGUGACGGUGGCUGGAUCUGGUGCUACAGGAAACAUUUUCCCAAGAUGCCCGUGAGACUAGACUAAGACGUGUAUAGUACUAUAAGCAUUAACAAACCUUCCAGAGUCAAUAAUCUGUGGCAGCAUAUCUCUGUAAAAAUAAACACUGUAACGUCUAAAUAAAUGUUUAGUCUUCCCUGUAACCCGCAGCCAGUCACGCAUGAGUCAGCACGCUCUGUAGAUGUCAGGGUUCCAUCUGCGUAACUGAAGAAACAUCCACUUGUGACGUUUUCAGAUCCAUUGAGGAGUGAUCCGGAAAAGGUAGCAAAUGUUUCUAAUUCUGUCUUUUUAAAUACUGAGUGUCCAUUGUGUUUUCAUUAAUGCAGAUGUGUGAUAACUGUUUAGUCCCAGAGGGAGACAGUGUCCAGUGGGUGAGGAGAAACAGAUUCGCCAUUCUGACUGGACUUGAGGUAAAGCUUUGGUCAGAUCGAAGGAAAGAGACUCAUCUGUCUUUUCUGUACACGUGUAUCAAAGGAUAAGUACUUUCUCCCAAAUACUAUUUAGGGAAAUGCCAUACUACAGGUGAACGUGUGGUGCCUGGUGAAAUUCGCUUCCCUUCUUCCCAAAGACACACCAGCAUGGCCAGAGGAGCUGACUCACUAGUUCUUUAAAAUCAACAUUUACUCACUGCCGUCCAAGCACAGGAUCAACCUUUGUACGUGCAGGUGGAAGUAGAUGGAGGCUGAAACUUUUUGCUGAGAGCCCUGACACACUUUGGCUAUUUUCAGGCAGGAAAUGUCCCCUGUAGAUUUCAGCAGCUUUGAGUUACAGAUGAAAUGCCACUUGAGACACUUAAUCCUGUUAAGAGUCAUCAAUGGCAGACCCUAGCUUCACCCGGUCACGAAUUGGAUGAACAAGUCCUAGCAAAGCCCCGGGAGUGACUGACGCGGAUGGUCUAGGGCAAGUGUGCCCUCUGCUGGCCAGAAGAGAUUCAUGCAUCCUUUCUCCAUCCAGCAGCUAAACUGGAACAUGGUUUUCAGAAAAGCAGUAUUUUAAAAAUAUUUUAAGAAAUGAAAGGAAGGACUUUAAGGAAUAUGGAAAUGAUAGGAAAGGAUACAUAGAGCAGGGAAGAGAAGAAAUAAGAUAUUGUGAUUUCAGACAGGGUCUGGCAUCAAGGGCCUAGACGUUACUUCCAGGGGGACAGGUCUCACCUCUCAGAUCUGGGCUGUAACUCAACUUCUAGCCCAUUGACUUUAAAAAAAAAAAAAAAACCCAACUCCCCUUGUUUUUUUUAAUGCUUGAUGAUCCCAGUGGUUGUCAAGGUACGUUUUGGUGAACUUUAUGGAAGUGGUAUGGUUCCAGUGUUGUGCAGAAAGCAGUUUUAUAUAACAGUGCUUUUAGCUCUCGAAGAGAGGCUGGGAAUGAAAAAGCACUUCUAAGGCAGGUUAAAUGGGGUAAAUAUACAUAUUUACUUUAGUCAAUUGCAGGAAAAGGUUAGGGCAUCAGGCCUUUAAAUUUUAGUCUAGAAAAUAAAAUAGCUUAGAUAUUCAAUUUCAUUGCAUUUUGCAUUUCCUUAGAUUCGGGUUAUUAUACUGCCUUUUAAAAGUCUGAUUCAGUCAGCAAUAGCUAUAUAAAUUAAUCGAAAGGAAGAGUAAGACCUACUUGGCCAGGAACUGGUGGGGGUGCAGAGUUGAGCUCAUGGCUCGGCGCAGCUGGACAGGACAGCUGAUUUGGCAGGAAUGAGUAACUCCUUUUCCUGUGAAGUUCUGACAGAGGGGCUGGACUCUCCCAUUUUUCUUUCAGUAUUGAGAUUUGACGAUACUAUGGACGAGGUUCAGAAUAGCCGAGGGACGUUAACAGUUGAUCCACAAGUAACUCAGACUGAUUUUUGGCCUCUUUCAAAGGUGAGGCUCCCUUCUCUAAGGGCACAGCAGGAGGCAGAGAACACCUUGAUCAGGAGACUAGGACAGCUUUCCAUCUACCCCCAGCCAGGGCUGCACCCUGGUGCUUUCCUGUUUGAUAUUAAACCUCGCAAAGGCUCAGAUGCUCAUACUUAAUUAUAGAUUCAAGACUAAGCCUGGGAUGGAUGAAGUGAAACUAAAUUCAUUUUUAUUUUGAAUUAGACAAGAUAUAAAAAUAAAUAGCUUAACUGUAUUUCCAAAUCCCAAACACACUGUAUGAAAGCCUAACAUUGUAAACUUUAGUGAUUUUGUCUAGUUCAAUUUGGGAAAAAGUAAAAAUGCUGACUGGUCUUACCCUAAGUUGAUAUACACAUGGAACCCUUGAUAUGGCUCUUCCAUAGACUAAAUUCAUUCUUGCUGCGAUUAGAAUCACAGGAGUUCAGAAUGGGAAGAAACCUCAGAGCUUAUCCAAAUCUCUCAUUUGUCUGAUAAUGAGGCCCAGGAAAAUAAUGUACCUACCCUGUCACUCAUCACAACAAGGGGACACUGUCUCCUCCAGGACCACCCACCAUAUCCAGGAGGUUGCUCAGGGUGGUAGCCAGCCAGCCAGUCAAGUGAGUAAGUUUGGUAGUAGCCCUUCCAGCUCCAGCCGAGCUUCAGAUGGAUGCAGCCCCAACUCACAGCUUGACUACAGCCUCAUAAGAGACCUGAGCUGGAAAUACCCAGCUAAGUGGCUCCCAGAUUCCUGACCCUCAGCAACUGGGUGAGAUAAGGUUGCUUUAAGCUAUGUUUAGGGGUAACUUUUUAUGCAGGAAUAGAAAAGCACUCAGAGCUAUGAUUAACAUUUUUUUUUCAAAUGCUUGAAGGGCACACAUAGUUUAGGAUGAAGAGCAGAGAACGUGAUAAAGGGUGCUCUCCAGUAGAGAAGCUACUACAUCAGAGCUCUGUGGUGAUAGGAACGAACAGGAAGCUAUUUGGACCUCUUACAUAGGAACAUGAAAGGAUCUUAGAGAGACAGUAGGCCAGGUGGCCGCCUCUAACAGGUAUCUAUUCCAACGUACAAAGAACCCAGCUCCUGUCUAUAAUUUUGGGGGGCAGAUCAGCAUGCUAGCCACAGGUUAGGAAGCCUUGACCUUGCUGAGGUCAUUUUCUACCUUGGUGCAAAAUUGCCUUUUUACCUUUCUUUUUCAGUAACCAAUUCAUAUUCUGGGACAGUUUCAAGGGAGUAGCUCAUUAAAAUGGACCCAUAGAGCACAGAGUUUAAAGUGCUGUUCUAUUGGGUUGGCCAAAACGUUCAUUUGGGUUUUUCCAUAAC